Cygnus olor (mute swan) is the source of this 1425-nucleotide messenger RNA. RefSeq lists its product as uncharacterized. The coding region runs from base 704 to 1357 and encodes 217 amino acids. The record is from RefSeq and is a predicted model, not a curated record. NCBI's taxonomy places the organism in Eukaryota, Metazoa, Chordata, Aves, Anseriformes, Anatidae. The transcript has 2 exons.
GCGGCUCGGCUGCGGGAAGCAAGGGGGGGCGGCGGGGAGCCGGGCACGGAGGAAAGCCAGGCGGAGCAUCCGCGAGCCGCUCCCUCGCACAAGUCCCCGAGGGAAAAGCCGAGGCUCGGCUGCCCUCCGGACACCGCCGGGCUCCCUUCUUUCAUUAUCUGCCCGGGAUUUGGGCUCCGAAGGGCUGGGAGCGGGAGAUGCUGGCAGAAGUUGCUGCAAGCCCGGCUGGCGAGGACGGGGGCUGAGCGGCUCCGGCUUCAGAGCGCACCGGGAGCAGCUGAACUUUGGGCGUUUUGAGCCACCUUUCCCCUCGGUGGUCUCUCCACGGGUGGUCACGGCACAUCGCAGCGCACCAGCCCGCUGCUCCUCUCCCUGCAAGGACAGGCACCCGCGAAGAGAAGCUGGAGGAGGGCAGUUUGCCGUCUCUUUUCCGGAUGACCGAAAAUACCUACAGGAGCCCAUCUCCCCAGGUUUCAUCAGCAAACGGCAUCGGGAAGAAGGAGCCGAGGAACAAAAAUGAUGUUGCUCAAAUUCCUUCCAGCACCUACUUUUUCCCAAGGAACUCGGUGCCCCUAGGGGCUUGCUGUGCGCCUUUCCUGGAGUGAGGACCGAUGGACCACGGACGCAUCCUGACCGGGUCAUCUAAGAAUUUGCUGUUGAGAAACCUUCCCCAGCAAGACUUCCUCUGCCUGGUUUGAAGUGUAUGGUUCGGGGUAAGCACAGCAGUUUUUGCCUGUUUCUUUCCCCUUUAAAUCUCUCUGGCUUGGAGAGCUCUUUCCUCACUGCAAUUAUGAUCAUUUGCAACAUCAGUGCCAUCAAAGAUUGGAGCACUUUCCUCUCCCAGAUCCUCCCCAGCGUGAACAAGACUCUGAACUUGGUACAGCAAGUGGAAGCCACCACCAGCUCGGUGGUAAGUGUCCUCCAGGACCCCGAGCAGGACAACUACCUGUCCAACAGCCAGUCCAUGAACUCCAGCAAUUUCACCGCCGGCCUGGACCACUUGUUCCAGUACUCGUACUCGGACAAUGACCAGCUUUACAAGGAGUACAAACCCCCUCCUCGUGAUGCCAUCCCCCUGCCCAAGGCUGUCCUCUACCUUCUCAUGGCAGCCCUGGUGGUGGUGGCAGUGGCGUACGCCAUCGUCGGGCACCUCAUCAAGGACCUCAUUCACGACUUUAUAGACUGGAUCUUCGGCCCCAGCCCGGACGACAACAGCAACAAAAGCGACGUCAACUGCAUCAGCAGCAGCCUCAACGAGAUGGGCGAGGGGCCCGAGGCGCCGCGGCGCCGGGACCGCCAGCCCCACGAUGUGGCCAUCGCCAUCGGCGAGACCUGCCACCUGCCGCAGCAAACGUGACCGGCGGCACGGGACGCGUGGCACGGAUGGGGAAGGACCGGGGAAAACGUCUCCUUGGUCCCCUCUUG